Rana temporaria (common frog) is the source of this 1409-nucleotide messenger RNA. Its product is annotated as histo-blood group ABO system transferase 2-like. The transcript is spliced from 3 exons. Gene Ontology annotation, molecular function: hexosyltransferase activity. Gene Ontology annotation, biological process: carbohydrate metabolic process. The coding region runs from base 1 to 1371 and encodes 456 amino acids. The record is from RefSeq and is a predicted model, not a curated record. NCBI's taxonomy places the organism in Eukaryota, Metazoa, Chordata, Amphibia, Anura, Ranidae. Gene Ontology annotation, cellular component: membrane; vesicle; Golgi apparatus.
AUGGGGGCUAAAUUUGCCCCCAGUCUCGCAAACAUUUUCAUGGCCAAAUGGGAGGAGGAUGUCGUCUAUGCUGCCGCCCGACCGGAGAUAGUUCUCUGGGCGCGGUACAUAGAUGACAUCCUCCUCCUAUGGCGUGGUGACCACGGGUCUUUGGAGUCCUUCAUGAGUCACCUUAAUGACAAUCAAGUUGGAAUCAAUUUAACAUAUGAGGCUAGUACUUCUAACAUUAAUUUUUUGGAUCUGGAAAUUUUUGUACAAAAUAACAGUCUACAAACCAAAACCCACUUUAAACAAACCGACCGUAACGGGUUUAUCCCGGUUGACAGCUGCCAUCAUCCCUCCUGGCUGAAGUCUGUCCCACGUAGUCAGAUUCUGCGAAUUAGACGGAAUUGUUCUAAUGUGGGAGACUUCAAAGAACAAGCAAAGAUUCUCAAGAAUCGCUUUGUUGAUAAAGGAUACUCUGAGAAUCAUAUCCAGGAAGAAAUUGAAAGAAUUUCAACGAUUGAUAGGGCAACCCUGACACGAGAGAAAGUCAAAACGAUUGUAUCUGUCAUUAGGAAAGCAAGUCUAAAUGUUCUAAUUUCUUGGCUUGCUCCAAUCAUCUGGGAUGGAAUAUAUAAUUUAAAAACGUUAAAUGAGCAACACAAGGACACCAGGAUAGGACUGUUUGUAUUUGCUGUGAAAAAGUAUGUUCGGUUUCUUGGUCCAUUCCUGGAAACAGCAGAACGUUUCUUUAUGGUUGGCCACAACGUUACGUAUUAUGUUUUUACUGACAAUGUCAAAAAUGUAUCUAAGCCCAAAAUGGGUGAAGGUCGCAAUCUGCAGUUGCAUGAAGUGUCCGCUGACAAGCGAUGGCAAGAUGUGUCCAUGCGACGAAUGGAAAUCCUGACCGCCAUGACAAAAGAGCGGAUGCCAAAUGAGAUUGACUACUUGGUAUGUUCUGAUGUGGACAUGGUCUUUAAUGACCAUAUGGGAGUGGAAAUCCUUGGUGACCGAUUUGCCACAAUCCAUCCAGGGUACUUUCUUGCUGAUCCACAAGGAUUUACAUACGAGCGACGGCCCAUUUCUGCAGCUUACAUACCUUAUGGUGAAGGGGACUUCUAUUAUAUGGCAGCAUUGUAUGGUGGGAAGGUGGAAGAAAUUUACAAACUUAGCACAGCUUGCCAUAAUGGAAUCAAGGAGGACAAGAAAAAGAACAUUGAAGCCGUUUGGCAGGAGGAGUCCCAUCUCAACAGAUAUUUGGUAUACAAUAAACCUACCAAAGUACUUUCUCCAGAAUAUAUUUGGGACACAAAUUUGCCCAAUGGUGACUUAAUAAAAAGAAAGAGAUUCUUAGCAGUACAUAAAAACCAUGCAGAAGUAAGAAACUAAAAUGUUCUAACCAAUUCACAUUAAACCAUGUGUAUUAA